Messenger RNA from Colletotrichum paranaense, 1089 nucleotides. RefSeq lists its product as uncharacterized. The record is from RefSeq and is a predicted model, not a curated record. The coding region runs from base 1 to 1089 and encodes 362 amino acids. The transcript has 2 exons. Lineage: Eukaryota; Fungi; Ascomycota; Sordariomycetes; Glomerellales; Glomerellaceae.
AUGCUCAGCUCCAAGGCUCGCACCCUCCUCCUCCCCUUGGACUGGACUGGCACCACCCAGCCCCCGAAUCUCCGUCAGAUUAGAGUCGGUCUCUUCUCUCUGUCCCAACCCAAGCAACCAAGGCACCGCGUGGCUGCAGCGCCGUUGGAUAUUGCAACCGCAACACAUGCACAAAGCACACAACACAAUGGCGACAAAGGAAGCACUAGGCCGUUGGCGGGGUCUACCGUCUACCGCCGCCUAUCGCCUCUCCCGGCCGCCCUAUGGCUUGUCUUGGUGCGCCCAGCCAUGUGGUUUUGCUGGCCUCAUCUGGUUGCUUGCAUCUAUCAAACCCGUCUUGACGGUAUCACUCAAUGGUCGCCCAAUCGACAUCUCAUUGCCAAGGGGGGUCAUGACAGCCAAAACACGCUCCAUGCGGUGGCCACCGAGCGACAUGGGCAAAACAAUUGCGCCCCGGCACUCGCUUCGGCUUCUCCCGACCGACUGAACAUUCACCUGCACAUGCCCGAGGUCUGGUGCGUGCGUGCCCAGGGAAUUCGGCCCCCUCCCCAUCACGCUCACCUCUCUAGCCCACGGUCAGAUACCAAUCCGGUCAGAGAUGGCAUACCUGAGCCCUUGUCCCCAUCCACGGUCCACCCCAUCACGGAUCCCAGUCUCGUCAAACGAAGCACUUCCUUGACAAGUUUCACGCCCAAUCCCGGGUCUCAGCUUGCAGAUCGAUGGAUAAUCUGUGCCUCAGGGCCUCCCAUUUGCAUCAACCGAGCAGCCGCAGCACAACCACCGAAGAGCGACCUGAAAGAACGGCAAGGAGCCAUUCUACAACCGCGCUCGUUUACGGCAUCUCUGCCGACCUUGAAGUCAACAAGCACAAGGCCACGGGGAGUCGCCCUAGUCACCAGCAAUAACCAUCACGCCAAGCUCCCACGGCAACCAUUCCUCCUCCUCCAAAAAAAAAGUACGCAAACCACCACUCAGCACCGUUCUCACCUGCGCCCUCUGCAGAAGCAGGAUGAUAGCAGGAUGAUGGUCCCCGACGAUGGACAAGCUACAGGCAGUGUACCCGCACUAGCACAGCACAGCACAGCAUAA